AUGUUGUUCGCACCCAGUGAAGUAAUCAUAUUGGGUCUUGUCGGAAGCCCUUCAGGGUUAAUAUCAGGAUCAAUGAGAGAUGAUGUUGGGACGGACGUACCAGUAGAUCUUGACUUUGCCGAACUUGAAGGCGGGCACACGACGGAUGCACCACCGCCUGCGACCAUUGUUCAGACACGACCGGUGGGGCUGAGGAUGGCCAUGGGUGUGCCACGGUCAACGUUUACCUUUGAGCCAGUUGCCAUUGGUUGCAGCCGGAGCGGUCUCGUAGACGGGGAAGAAAGGCAGCGCCAAUUGAUGAUCAACGCUCAGCUGACAAAGCUAAACAUGAACCUGGGACCGGAUAUCUAUGCAUCUGACAAAGCUAAACACGAACCUGGGACCCAGUCCGGUCCCAGAUAUCCGGUCCCAGUUUGUGAUCGAUCCAAUCCAGGCUUCACGUGCGCACCCUCUUUACUUAAGUUUGCAGGUUGGGGCGAUCAGCCUCAAUUGCAGGGCGAUUAUCAGCCUGAGCAACAUACGACUGAACAACCCCCUCCCGAUUCUCAUCCAUUCAAUUUCUCUAACUACGAUGACUAUCAACACGACUAUCAUACGGCACCAGCAGGUCCUUCCAGCGAGGCCGCAAACUAUCCUGAUCAAUCAUCAUUACGGGGCUUGCAGCAAUGCCAGGAUGAUGACUACCCUGCCAUACUGGGUGGCUAUCAGUCACACCAUCGAUUGCAUCAGCACCCUAAUCAGGACAAGCUGGCCGCCGCCGCCAUCAUGAAUUCAAUCCACUAUCCUUUGCCUUCUGUACACCCGCUGCACUGGCGGGACCAGCUCUUCCAUCCAAAACCCAAACACUUUUCCGAUCCAACCACAAUAGGCUUUUUAGAUACGUGGCAGCAGCCUCUCCACAUCUCAGCUGCAGGUCUGGUAGUGAGUGACGGGGUGGUAUCCAAUCCGUUUCCCCACAUCCCAGCUGCAGGUCUGGUAGCAAGUGACGCGGUGGCAUUCAACCUGUCUUUUCUUGUCAACUCUGGGCCAACAUCGGCUGCACCCAGCAUACCCACUGUGACCCUCACCCAUCCAUCUAAUCAUACUGAUGAUGUCACUCAACACUUGGUCAUCGCUUCCUCCCACCUCUGCCGCCCCCAGGAAUCCAGGGGGGCAUCUUGUUCGUCACACCCGAGCACCAAACUCGUCAAAACCAAAAGCUCUACAACCACGAGCUCAAGCACGCCAACGACGGAAUUGAGGCUCAUUCCAUUCGGCAUUCCAGGGUUUUUGUGCCAGUGUAAAGAAAUGGUCAAAGUGGAUGCCUUUCGCCAAACGUUACUACCCUCGCCCGAUUCUUUACGUCGAAUGGUGAAGUCUUCGUGGGACGUCUUGACCAAAUCCCAGACUGAUGAAUCGCUUCAACAAUGGGCAUUAAGCAAACUAGAUAAUGGCGAAAAAUAUCGGCUCUUGAAGCUCGAGCCCGUCUUCGUAGAGAUACUCGACGACGUGAAGUUGGUGGUGAGGUCAUUUGUAUACCACAAGUAUGACCUCUGGUUUGACUACAGCGUGUCAUUGAACAUUUCGCAUAUCGCUGAGCACGCGAUACGAGUCCAACGUCUUGUAGAGAAUGACCUGUUUUUGUAUAGCCAAAUAUCUGUCGAGGGAGUCGUCGUCAACGUUGCCUUUGCAAACCCUGUGAUCCUUGUGACAAUGUCAUACUUGUUACAUGACAGUGAACACCAAUAUCACUGGUAUAUCGGGGAUAAUCUCAAUGUCAAGCCGUUUUUCGCAAUAAUGGCUACUUUCUGCCGGUGGGCACUAGAAGAACCCCGCAUGGGGAGACACAUUGCAAGCGUGUUUAUACCUGAAACUAACCAUACUCAUCUCGAACACUAUAUGCGGAUGCUGGAGGCCAUGAGCCCAUCGCAGCUGGCCGCACUUACAGCACUAUUAUUUAGUAACGGUUCUGUGCUCACUGGCCCGAUUUUCUUGCAUUUUACCACGUCGCAUCUUUCCGCGCUAGAGCCUCGAGCCUAUCCUGUCUACCGAGCACAGUUCUCCAUCUUCUCUCGGGAGUCUCUCGACCAUUGGAAAGAUACAAAGAACAAAGACUGGAAGGAACAUGUCUCAAUUAUGGUCAAUCGAUUCCAGAACACAAACGUCACUGAUGUGUACAUUGGCCUGCAAAACCUGGCCUACCGGACACCGGCCAGUGCCAAUGACUCUAGUAAAAAUGAUAUAUCUGCAGGACCUGGACAGGCCAGUGUCUCUACAUACCUGUAG
Molecule: messenger RNA, 2265 nt
Organism: Suillus fuscotomentosus
Lineage: Eukaryota; Fungi; Basidiomycota; Agaricomycetes; Boletales; Suillaceae
Exons: 16
Coding region: 1-2265 (754 amino acids)
Source: RefSeq, a predicted model, not a curated record